UAACAGCUCUUUCUCUUUCUCCCACACCUAAGCCCCUCCUUGCUGUUUUUCUUUCGUUUGAUCCACAGGCACAAUCCCCAAAUCAAUCGAUCCAUUUAUAUGUCAAUAGAAACACAUCAAUCUCCAGUGUUUAAACCACACUUUUGAAUCGAUACAAUCUAUCAUGGCCGAAACUUUGAGCUUGAUUGAUAAGAAUGCUAUCGUCACUCAAAAACCCAUUAGUCGUGAAAACCCAGGUGGUGAAUCGACUGAAUCUUUAGCUCCGGUGGAUAAAUCUCCUUUUAGAAGGAUUGAGUUUCACCUAGCCAGGAAGCCCUUCACCGGGUUCACUAAAGGAGGCGGCGAUGGGAGUUUUCGGCUUGAAACGCUCAAUCCUACCUCCACGAGCUCAAAUAAUACGUAUGGGAAUCAGCAGGGCGUCGGAUUGGAUAGUGUUGGUGGUGGGUCUUCGGCUAAGAAAAGAGACGCAUCGGAGUUAGGAAACGGGUUGGAUCCAGAACUCAGUUUUGGAAUUACUUUUCGGAGAAUUGGUGCAGGUUUGGAGAACCUUGGGAAUACUUGCUUCCUCAACUCAGUACUCCAAUGUUUAACAUACACCGAGCCUUUAGCUGCAUAUUUACAAAGUGGAAAGCACCAAGUUACUUGUCAAAAAGCUGGAUUUUGUGCAUUGUGUGCUAUCCAAAAACAUGUCAGCCGUGCACUACAAUCUUCAGGGAGAUCAUUAGCACCCAAGGAUCUUGUUUCAAAUUUGCGUUGCAUAUCUAGGACUUUUAGGAAUUCAAGGCAAGAGGAUGCUCAUGAGUACAUGGUAAAUUUAUUGGAAUCAAUGCACAAAUGUUGCUUACCUACAGGAGUCCCUAGUGAAUCACAAAGUGCCUAUGAUAAAAGUUUAGUCCACAAGAUAUUUGGUGGUCGUCUCCGAAGUCAGGUGAAAUGCAUGCAGUGUAACUAUUGCUCUAACAAAUUCGAUCCAUUCUUGGAUUUAAGCCUGGAGAUAUUGAGAGCAGACACUUUGUAUAAAGCUUUUGCAAAUUUCACUGCUAAAGAACAGUUAGAUGGAGGGGCAAAACAGUAUCAGUGCCAACAAUGCAAGCAAAAAGUCAAGGCUUUAAAACAGCUUACAGUUCACAAAGCUCCCAAUGUCCUCACUGUUCACCUUAAAAGAUUCGGUUCCCAUAUGUCAGGCCAAAAGAUUGACAAGAAAAUCCAAUUCGGUUCUACUUUGGACUUAAAACCUUUUGUCACUGGUCCAUAUGAUGGGGAUUUGAAGUACACUCUAUAUGGGGUUUUGGUUCAUGCUGGUUGGAGUACACAUUCUGGGCACUAUUAUUGCUUUGUUAGGACAUCUAGUGGCAUGUGGUAUUCACUUGAUGACAAUCGUGUAUAUCAAGUGAGUGAAAAGAAGGUUUUUGAGCAGAAAGCCUACAUGUUGUUUUAUUUCCGUGAUCAAAAGAGUUUUCCAUCAAAGAAAACUACAGAUGUUGUUCAUCAGAAAGAAAAGAUUCCAAUGAAUAAUGGCCUCAGUGUAUCAAAAGAAACCCAAAAGAUUCCAAUGAGUAAUGGCCUCAAUGUAUCAAAAGAGACCCAAAAGAUUCCAAUGAGAAAUGGUUCCAGUGUUGUACCAAAAGACACCCCAAUACCCCUGAAUGUACCAAAAGAGACCCAAAUAUCCUCAAUUGUACAAAAAGAGACCCAAAUGAAUGUCAUUUUAAGUAAUGGAUCUUCAGUUACAGGUGCAACAGAACAAAAAGCAAAGAAAGAAGAUUUGGUUCCAAAAAGUUCAGAAAGCUCAGUCAACUCCAAAAAUGGAGAUUUUAGUGUCCCGAAUGUGAAUCUUGGAAAUGCUGAAAGUAAAACAGAUAAGGGUGAAACUUUGAAGGAAAAUGGUAGAGGUGAGUUGGUUGUUGGAAGCAAUAGUGGUGGUGAUGGUGAAAAGGGGGCUGCAAUGGUAGUAGAUACACCAGACUUGCCAAAAAUGGAAAGUUUGACCAACAAGGAACCUCAUGACCAAAAAGUCCACAAGAAAGCAAAGAACUUACCAGAAAUGGGAAGUUUGACCAAGAAGAAGGAUGUUGACCGGAAACCCAACAAGAAAGUAAAGAACUUUUUGAAGUGCAAGAAAAUUGUAAGUAUGAAAGUCAGUGCAAAUGUUCUAAUGGGGACUUCAUUAAACCGAAGGAAGAAAAAGAAACAUAAGCAAGGCAAAAAGAUCAAGAAACUUGAUAAAGAAAAGUCGGUCAAUGAAGGUCAACCUUCAUCUAAAAAAGUCAAAGAACAGGAUGUGGUCAAACCUCCAGUUGAAAAUGGAUUCAAAGAGAGGGUUAAUAAAGAUGGAGCUGUUCUUGCAACAAAUGACUUAAAUGGUGUCUCAACAGGAAUCCAAUCAAAUCAUUUGAGGGAUAAUUCAACACAAAAAGAUUUGCUUCAUUUGCUUACAAGAGGUUUAGAUGACAGAACUGUCCCUCGUUGGGAUGAAGGGGAGUCGACAACUUCUCAUAUAAGAGAAAGAAAACGAGAUCUCACCAUUGGUUACAUUGGAGAUGAAUGGGAUGAAGAAUAUGACAGAGGAAAGAGGAAGAAAGUAAGGAUUUCAAAAACCGAAUUUGAUGGAAAGAAUCCGUUUCAAGAUAUUGCAAAUGAGAGGUUAAAAUCGGAAAAACCGAAUUUGUCGAAAAGACCCGUGAACAUGAAAAACGAGCAUUUUAAAAAGUCAAGAUCUGGGAGACCUUUUAGGUUAUGAUGUGGAAAUUAUGACAAGUUUUUUGGUUGAUGAGAAUUGAGAAUUGAGAAUUGAGAAUGCCCGAGAUAAUUUAUGAGGUGUUUUCUUGGAAAUUCUUUUCCGAUUUGUAGAUUUUGCCCGAGUUUGUGAGGUGUGGGAGUAAUUUUAGUUUUCAUGUUUGAAAUUAGGGUUUUGAAUUGAGGUGGUGUUUAUGACUACUUGUGAACAUGGUGAAAAAUGUAUGUGUUUUGUAUUUUGUUUAAGAGGAUAUGGAACUCAUGUGUCUUUAAAUGUUUUCACAUAAAAUACUAAAUGUUGUCUUUGUUCUA
Lactuca sativa (garden lettuce) is the source of this 3048-nucleotide messenger RNA. It is a transcript of the gene UBP23, whose product is annotated as ubiquitin-specific protease 23. The record is from RefSeq and is a predicted model, not a curated record. NCBI's taxonomy places the organism in Eukaryota, Viridiplantae, Streptophyta, Magnoliopsida, Asterales, Asteraceae. Gene Ontology annotation, cellular component: cytosol; nucleus. Gene Ontology annotation, molecular function: cysteine-type deubiquitinase activity. Gene Ontology annotation, biological process: protein deubiquitination.